UUGGUUUUCAUAUCUCAGACCAGCCAUUUACAUCUCCCAACAUUGUUUUUCAUACCGCAGACCAGCCAUUUACAUCUCCCAACAUUGGUUUUCAUAUCUCAGACCAGCCAUUUACAUCUCCCAACAUUGGUUUUUAUACCGCAGACCAGCCAGUUACAUCCCCCAACAUUUGCCACUCUACCUCUGGCCAACAAAUUCCAUCUAACAGUAUUUUUUAUCCUAAAUCAGACAAACCAAUUCCAUCUACCGAUUUUAGACAUCCUACUUCAGACCAACCAAUUUCAACUAAGGUUUGUAAUCAUCCCUUAUAUGACACAAAUCAGUCCCCGAGCCGUAAAAUUGCUUCAUUUUCGUAUUUGAAGAAGGAAGCAAUCGACUCGAGAUCGGAUGAAACAAACGGUAAAAAGUUUACUACUCAUGACUUUCCUAAUGAGGAAGAAACUUCUGAAACUUCCGGAAUGGAUGUUGAAUUCAAUAUCUCACAGCAGCAUUUCGUUGAUAAAGCAACAAAGGAAAAUUUACAAUCGUUGGAAAUUCAAACGAUGCAAACGAAUUUGCCUCAAAAUCCUGCACAAAAACUAACGGCAGCUGCAACUGAAGGAGCAUAUCUAGCCCGCCUCUUCGAUAAUAGUUACGAUUUUACUAAUGCUUCGCCAGAGAAAUGUUUCAAGAGACUUGAGAAAGGGCACAAUGAUUCUGUUCAUGCGGUAGUCUCGCCAAAUCAACAGGCACUCGGUAACCAUGACGAUCAGAAACUAAAUGAAACAAAGACAUCGCGUUUGCUGAACCAGGAACCAAAACUUCCGUUUUCUAACAAUUUCGAUCUUAAGUGUCCUGAACAUAAUGAUUCUGCGGCUGCCCAUCAAAAUCCAGAAAACCAAGGUCUGCAUGAAGAAGUUGAACCGUUGAAGAUGCCCCGAGAAACUUCAAAUUUCGACCACAGUCAUUCCUCGUUUAUCGACACGGCCAAGAAGAAGAAAGUUUGCCCCAAACUUCAAGCUCCACCUCAGCGUUUUUUACCAGGAUCAAACGGUCAAAGUUCUGACUUGGGGAAAACAUCACUUGCUGCUGAACUAAGCUGUCCGCAGUCCUGCAAACCAAAUGCUGAUGCCAAUAAUUCCUGUGACAGUCUUCAGUUUCCUGAUUUAGGAGCUAGUGAUGAUGGAUCAGUCUCAGCAUCAGGGAAAUAUUUAAAUGAUACAGUAAACAGCAUCCCUGCAGGAACAGAAAAGCAAAUUAUUUCUGCGUGUGAUAAUACUCUGAAUGCAAAGGAUUCACUCCUAGAAGAACCCACUGAAAGACCUAAACGUCAAGUAACAUUUAGCAGCCCUUCAGACAAAAUCGCGAAUUCAGCAAAAAAUUCGUCGGCAAUCUUUGUCCCACACUCCGAUGAAAGGCAAUGUAGUAUAGAUGAAGAUAAUCGGCGUGUCAACUAUUCGGUGUUUAAUCAAGAAGGAUCUGUUCAAUACUCAAUCAAAUAUCCAUUCAUUUCAAAUGAGAAUCGUGAUACCAAUUUUCCCACAUAUUCCGGGGAAAUUGAAAGUUGUGGCUCGUCAAAACUGCAUGCUGAUCAGAAUAUUUCUGGGAUCGAUAAUGCAGAUUAUCCAGAGAUCAUCAAGAGCACUGCUUGUCACAGCAGUUCCGAGCCAAGAGGAGAUGUACUUGAUGACAUAAUAAGAGAAAUAUUUAACGAUGUUGAUCAGCAAAGAGAUUAUUCACAGAAAACGUCGACAUUUCAAGCAACUGGUAAAGAAAACCUCGAAUUACCAAGUGAUCCAAUUUGUGGGGUCGGAGGCACGGAUUUCCCUAGAGUGAGGUUUGACUUGGUUUCAAAGCCUCGUAAUAACUCUUCUGCUGAUACCUUCCUAUCGAAUGACGCUCUAUCAAGGAAAGAAACUACAAAAUUUUGUGAAAAAUUCAAACCCUGUCAUUCCUUCACCGGCAGGAAUGGUUCAAAUCCUGAUAUUCCCCCAUCCUCUGGUUACGCUAAUUUAGGUUCGGCGAAGACAGCUUUCUACACAACUGCACGCGCAUCUUUCAAAACUUCCUUUUGUUCUAAGCAUGGUUCAUCUUGGCCGAAACCUAAUAUUAUUUCUAGAGAUUCUUCCACGUCUUCAGCAGUCACUCCAAUAUUACCGUCUGAUUUACUGCGGCCGUCUGAAGAACCAAAAAUAAAGAAGGAUCUAAUAGACGUUUCGAAAAAAUCUUCUAAUCUUGAUCCACUGCACAGGAUAAGUCUAACCAACUCUAACGAGAAUCAAAACUUGAAAAAAUACAAAUUGCAUACGAAUUCAAACGUUUCAACUAAUUCCUUUCGAAAUGAAUACGAAUUCAAUUCUUUGAUUUCAAAAUCUUCUUCUGCACUGCCACUACGCAGAUCUGACGAGGAACAACAGAAAAUUAACAAUAAUUUUGGAGCAAUUUCAAAUGAAGCAAAGAAAAAUGCCAGCAUUAAGGACGCUAAUGCUAAAACCACUCAAAACCCUGAUCCGAAAUUGCCUAACCCUCACCAGUCUUCUAAGGAAGCUCAGGCCCGAUGGCGUCAUCUCAAGGAGAAAGUUAAGAGAGAGCUCGUCCUCUUCAGCGAGACGGGAGCUGAGUCAGCAAUACGCUGCAGCUCACAGCGCCGUCCAAUCCUGCAGCACAACGUACGACAUUUCCAGAUCGGCUGUUGUCGCGUCAAGGCAGACGAACUUAAGGGCAAAUAUCCAACCAUGACGACGUUUUUCCAGGAUAAACUAUUUGUCUUCGAGUUCGAGCUCGACCGCGACUGCAGAGGUCGACCUCAGGAGUCCCAAGCCCUACAGCUGACCGACGAUGACCAGCGAGUGUCGGUGAAACUCCUCAUCAGACUCACGGUUGCUUUCGAAAGCUUGCGGCUCUUCACUCUCAACAGAGCUGUCGUGGAAUGCGUGGUGGAGUGCAGUCCAUUGCUCCAAGUGUGGCAACACUGCAAGCAACGAUCCCACUCCAGUGCCAACUCCAAGGAGCUGCUGAGUGAUGCUCAACGACAGUUCUUGGAGCAACUGCAGCAACAACUUCCCAGGAGUCCUAUUUUCAGGGCGGAGCUGUGCAGCGCGGUGCAGGAGAAGGAGCUCAGGUCGCAGUUGGCGGGACGCUGGCUCUGGUUCAAGACGAGCCUCGCGCGCAGGCCGCUGCUGCCGCCUUCCCUGCAGGCGCUCCCAAUGUGGAGCCUUACGCCUGUGUCGACCCAGCCCAAAAAUGAGAUCAACUCUAAAUCCCUAAGUGCAAUCACAAAUGAUUCUAAGGUUAGACAUCGUACGAACUUUUCUCGUUAUGAUGUAAAUGUGGACGUUCACAGCGCUAAGCAAAUUCAGAAACCUGGCAGUAGAAAUGCGGAUAAUUUAGCAGGUGAAGAUCAAUUGCAUAAAAAAAUGUUCGUUCAGUUUGCAUCAAAUAACGCGUGCACUUCCACUCCUCGACGCGGCAAGAAAAACCAGGACCUCUUUUAUGCAAGUGGCGAGACAGUAAAUCCCUACGAUAAGAAUGGUAUACCGGAUGUACGUGAAUCUUUUCCAAUUGACAAAAUUGGAAAUUUAGAACUCCCUGACGCUGCAAAAUUAACACGCAGUGAUACUCAGGCAAAUCCUCUUUCCUUGACUGGUGCAAACAAUCGCUUGCAGCAAUUGUCUCAGCCUAACAAAGAUUUCAGCAAUGUUGUUUCCAAAAAUGUUGAAAUUAAAGCUACUUUACCAGCCAAUUUAAAUUCCACUGUGAAAAAGCCACUCUUUCCAUUUAGUAAUCCACGGAAAACUGAUGGUAAAAUAUUCUACAAAAACCUGUCUAGUACGGCGCAAAAUUCAACAUCAAUUCCAGUCUCGAUUAAUUUUAAUUGGGACAAGCAAAUGGGGGUCGUUGAUCCCGCCGCUGCUCUCUUAAGGCAACCAACGGAACACAUCAUAAGUAUUGAAGAAAAAUCAACCAGGAAUUAUGGCAGUCCACUGAGUCGUAAAAGUUGGGAAGCAAAUUCCAAAACUGAUUCUAAGAGACUUCUUGAAUGUAGCCUUGGACUUUCUGCGGCUGCUUCCGUGCGCGGAGAAAAUUGUUGUUUACUAAAUGCUGGUCACAUCAAAAGGCAAUCAGCAUUAGUUACAUCUGCUUUCCCUAGUACAAAAAACGGCAAUGACCGUUUUUCGUCCGAAAACAUGGAGCCAGUUGCUGAGUUUGCGAACUUGAAACCAGAGUCUAGAAGGGAGAUAAAUUUUCUGGCUCACCCAACAACUUUGAACAUUGCAAAGCAAGCCACUUUCUCAGUGCAGCACGGAAAAACGUACUAUAACAUUCAAACUCGAAAGAUCAAACGAUCAAAUGGAUAUUUUGACUUCUCAAGUAUUAUCACCAAAAAGAAAUCCCGUAUUGUGGGACGUAGGUUUCAGUGCAGGACUCACCGUCCUUCAAUGUUUACGGAAACUUCACAAAUUUAUUGCCCUCCAAAUGAAAAUAAAGUAAAAGGAGUUACUUUGCUUCGUGACGCGUUUGAAUCUCGUGAUUUCGGAUAUCAAUCAUCGCACAUUGAGACUUCAUCGUUCCCAGCAGUGAUUCGUAAGAGAUGUAGAGGAGUUGGCGUUCCUCAAAGAGCGAGUUGUUUCCUGAUUAAUAAAAAAACAAAUUUCGCUCAGCAAAAGUCUGAAAUUCGCUGCCUUAAAAUGAGACUUCAUCAAAUGUUACAAAAGCUCAGGAGACGAGAAGCGCAAAUCGAUCUUGCACGAAUGGAAAAUUUCGAACGUUGUCGAUAUUUUUAUCCAAGUGUUUUGGAUGACGCGAGUGAUUCUCUCUCAGCGAAAGUUGUAAAUUCAUCGCAUGCCUGGGACGCGGAAGCAUUGGCAUCAACCCGCAAUAAUUAUAUCGAUGCGAAAAACGUAUCGACCACGAAGGCACAACUCGUGACGACUGUAUCCGUCUCGGAAAUUACAGACUCAACUUAUCCCAAAAAAUUAACUAUUGGCUUCCCUCAUCCAACAGGUGAGAUCGGUUCGUCGACUUGCAACUUGAAGUCUUCAACUAGAGUGAUAAAAAAUCCUGCAAGACAAUGCUCGAAACUUGUCCCCGUUUCUGAUAGCCAACAAGCUACUGAAUUGGAGUACUUCAUGAAGACAAACGAGCUGAAUCAAGAAGGAAAUACUACACUACAGAAUUCAUCAAAAUCCACGACGGUUUAUGCAAGUGAAAGGGCUUCCGACGCAUUUAACAGCAUUUCAAAACCCCUUUCUCUGUUUGGUAACAGAUUUCCUCUUCCAACAGCUAAUUUAGAACCUAGAAAUUUUCAGCAAAUGAGCAGCUCGUCGCGAUUAAUUCCAAUAAAUUCAGCUAUGUUGGUACCUGCAUCGAUGUCACAGGAGGCAUCUGCAGCCCAAAAAGGAUCGAUCGAAAUGCCUAAUGAUACUUGUUCUCAAUUGCCACAUUCAGAGGCGCCAAAACGAGAAAAUUUAGAGCAGGGACCAGAAGAAUUCUUUUCGGUACGCGAAACCGUCGGCUCAGAUCAAUCACUGCCCAUUGAGUCCGAUGCCCACGCAUUGCCCGAGACUUCCGCGAGUGCGAAAACGGGGACACAUCGAAGUACGCAGAAGAACAUACCCAUUAUCGACACUGCAAUUUUAAAAUCUUUCAGAAACAAAGCUCCUAAAAACCUCAAGGUUUCCAAAGUAAUAGUCAUACAUAAAGAGCCGGCCAAGCUGGAAGUGAAUUACGAUCAUGAACGAGUGACCGACUUUUGCGUGCACAAUCAAAGUAAAGAUAUCCUCGUGGAUGGCGAGCGUGACCGAAGCGAAGAUAUCUUCGUGGAACAGCUUUCCGCGUACGACUUGCCAGGCGUUAACACGAAGACUGCAGUCAUGACCAUAGAAGAUCCCGAUGUUUAUUUUAAUAGGUCAUUGAAAUCGUAACUAAGUUAAUGACCUUGUUGAGUUUUUCAGCUUUCAUUGGUUUUAGUACAAACUACGAUGAAGAUCCAUUGUAAUCUUGCUCUGAAAUGUGUAUUCUAACCAUACGAUUUCAUUUUUCCUGAAAGUAAUUAAAUACUUCGAAAA
Messenger RNA from Hyalella azteca, 6047 nucleotides. RefSeq lists its product as uncharacterized. NCBI's taxonomy places the organism in Eukaryota, Metazoa, Arthropoda, Malacostraca, Amphipoda, Hyalellidae. The coding region runs from base 459 to 5903 and encodes 1814 amino acids. The transcript is spliced from 7 exons. The record is from RefSeq and is a predicted model, not a curated record.